AUGGGAGACGUCACUGAUCCAUCACCAACCAACAACACCACUGGUAUUGUUGAUUCUAAUCCUCACCUUCAUCCAUCUAGUCCAUAUUAUGUUCAUCCAGCAGACAAUCCUACAACUAUUCUCUAUCAACCGGUUCUCACAAGUGAAAACUAUGCCACUUGGGUUCGCGGUUUUCGUAAGGCUUUGAGUGCUAAAGACAAACUUGGCUACAUUGAUGUCACCAUUGUUAAGCCAGAAGUUCCAGCUGAUAUGCCUUACUGGCAACGCUGUGAUGAUCUUGUUGGCAAUUGGGUUUGCAAUUCCUGUGAACCAGAGAUUGGUCGUAGUGUGAUGUCUUUCGACACUGCUCAUGAGAUAUGGAUGGACUUGAAGAGUCGUUUUGCUCAGUCCAAUGCCACAAAAUUGUAUGCCAUCAAGCAAUCGAUUUCCACCUUGAAACAGGAGCAUAACUCUGUUGCUCAAUACUACACCCAGCUCAAAACUCUUUGGGAUCAAUUGGAUUCUUUUCGACCUCCAACACCUUGUAUUUGUCAUGCUGGUAAGUCUAUUAUUGAACAACAUAAUCAAGAUCGUGCUAUGGAGUUUUUACAGGGGCUUCAAGAUCGUUUCUAUGCCUUGCGAAGCCAACUCCUAGUCACUGAACCGUUACCAUCGGCUGCCAAACUGUACAAUCUCGUACGCCAAGAAGAAGAGCAGCAAGGCAUCAACUCCGCUGCUGUUCCAAUAGUUGAAUCUGCUGCUUUAGCUGCUUCUCACACAGACGCCAGAUCACAGCGUCCUUCCUCGCAAUUCCGUCCAGUUCCUGGCAACAGCUCCUAUGGCAACAAACGACCCCGGCCCUUUUAUGAUCACUGUAACCGGCAUGGUCACACACGACUGGUCUGUUGGAAGCUACACGGCUAUCCUAAUGACUCUUCAAAGGCCGUUGCUCACAAUGCUACUCACAAUGCUUUAGCCACAGUUGCUAUACCUGCCCAUCUUUCCGCGGCUCCGUCGAUCACUGCUGAGCAAUACGCUCAGCUCCUGAACCUGCUCAAUCCGAACAGCAACAGUGUUGUGUCUCCUCUAGCGGCAAACUGCGCAGUGGUUGAUAAACCAAUUGACGUACAAUUGCCAGAUGGAUCGUUUACAUCUGUGAGCCAUAUUGGACCUUCAAACGAACAAGGAGAUUGGAUGGAGUAG
This is a messenger RNA of Papaver somniferum (opium poppy), 1182 nucleotides long. RefSeq lists its product as uncharacterized. Bases 1 to 1182 code for a protein of 393 amino acids. Lineage: Eukaryota; Viridiplantae; Streptophyta; Magnoliopsida; Ranunculales; Papaveraceae. The record is from RefSeq and is a predicted model, not a curated record. The transcript is spliced from 3 exons.